AUGAACGUCUCUUGUUUACUGUUCUUGGCCUGUGCUUUCCUUCAGACUGCUUUGGCAGAUAUCGAAUUCACCGACCCAGUAACCGGCUCAGUCCUGGAAGCUGGUCAUGUCGUGACGGCGCAUUGGAAGGACUCGGGAACGUCUCCUCGCAUCUCGGAUCUCGUACAGUACGACCUCUAUCUUUGUGCUCUUUGGGACGCACCCGGUGCAGAUGAUGAAACCGCCUUCCUGAUUCAAGGAGGUGUCUUUGCCCGCGGCAAUUCGGUCUCCUUUGAAAUCAAUCCAGAUGUUAGCGGCGACGCACCAGAAGCAUAUUAUCUGAAAAUGGUCGCCUCAGGACCAGACGUCUUAGUUGUCCGCCAUUCGGGUUGGUUUACGCUCACUGGAAUGGCCGGGCACGACAGCGUCGAUUUCAUGAGUGAUGACCGCGCACACCAAGACCUGCGGAAAAGACAGGCUGUAGGGGCGUACACCAUCCCAUAUCAGUUACAGAGUGGCCCAACAAAAUAUGCACCAAUGGCGAAGAAGCCCAGAAGCACGAUCCCCGCGAGGUCGUCGCCAACCCCCCAGUUUCCAACCAGCGCCUAUAGUGUUGCGACGGCAUAUCUUCCCGCGCCUACAGUCAAGGCCACACUGUCGGCUGCUCGAACAUACUCAGUAGUCAGUGUCGAGAAUACGGCGUCGCCGGCACCUCAUCCCGAUGACGCGGAAAUGGAAAAGUUCUUGGCGAGGUGGAAAGACUAGGCUUAAUGACAACUAUGAUGCAUGUACUUCACGAAUAUGUAUUCGGUUGCAGGGCUGGGCUAGGAUGGAUAUUGCGGCUGUGUCUCAUAAUAAUGUAAUCUUUCGUUUAUCUUGUAGUUACUGUCAUUUCGUGUCUGGAGCAUGUGAAUCGUGUUGGAGAAUAAAGAAACCAUGUACUUUCCAAAGACCGCU
Molecule: messenger RNA, 936 nt
Organism: Aspergillus steynii IBT 23096
Lineage: Eukaryota; Fungi; Ascomycota; Eurotiomycetes; Eurotiales; Aspergillaceae
Product: putative beta-1,6-glucan biosynthesis protein (Knh1)
Exons: 4
Coding region: 1-744 (247 amino acids)
Biological process (GO): fungal-type cell wall organization; (1->6)-beta-D-glucan biosynthetic process; cell wall biogenesis
Cellular component (GO): extracellular region
Source: RefSeq, a predicted model, not a curated record